AGUUCACUUUACGUUCCCUUCUGUGAAUGUCCUUUCUCUGUACAAUAUAAUUCCUUCUUACCUAACCAUUCUACCCGCCCAAUUUGUGAUUUUUUUGUACGUUUAUUUCCCCUUUUUUGCCUCUUUGUGGAGAAGUUUUGGUGGUGCCAAAAAAAGGGCCCUUCUAAGUUCUAUAUAAAUCAAUUUGUUCGCGACAUGAAGGGAAAAUAAAUUAAAUUGAUUGAAAAAAAAAAUUAGUGGUUGUGAAUGAAAGACUUUUACAAAUUAAGGGGCACGUGAGUUGAGGUAAAAAAGGUUCUAAUUUCGCAGCGAUUUCUUUAUAUUUUUACUGAUCAUUUCUUAAAUUAGAUUUUGUGAUUUAUUUUUGUCACAUUUUUGAGAAUUUUUUGGAGACAUUGAAUUGAAAUUUUAAUAAAAUAUUUGAAGAAGAACUUCGUAGUAAUAGGGGAGAAACGGGCAGAGUGAGUUUAUUUGAAAAAAAUUGUUUUUGGAAUAAUUCUUUUUGUCGGUAGUUUUGGCAAAACUGAAGGUUUUAUUUUACAAAAAAUAAAUUUGUUUACCUUUUUUCUGACUGAAUUUUGGCGGUCGUUCCAAUGUUGUGUCCAGUGUUAUAGGAGCCUUUUCAACGACUUCAUUUCUAAAAAUCGGACAAGCGGUUUAGCCGGCAAACAGCUAUCUUCACGUGAGGACGCCGUGAAGAUACACUCCCUUAUUCAUCACCAACUGUCUUCAGACAUAUUCCGCGACAUGAUAAAAUACGCAUGAGCUCUUUUGUAUCAAAAAUCCGCGGAGGAACAUUUACGUGAGCACGAGUGUGACCAAAUGGCCGAAUCAGAUGCCAACAAUGAGUCAAACCCACCAGCAGCGGUUGAUGGCGAGGUGGACGCUGAGGCACGCGAACGCGAGAAUUAUGCCCGUAGGGAGGUAGCAGCAGAGUGGCAGGUCCCCUUGGGGGGUCGUGUGUACAACGUUGAAUUCGAACAUGGGACUGCGAGUGGGAAACGCGUCCUUUGGGUGGAUCAACGUGAAAUUCUUCGGCGUGAUUGGAUGUUUAAGCUCGUCGGGGAGGAUUCCUUUCACCUCGAUGGCGUUCGGUGUAUUCUACGUGUGGAUCCAGCACCUGGGUUCAAGUACACCUACACCCUCUUUGUGGGCGGACAAGCCUUUGAGCAAUUCACGGAGCGUCAAGCAAGAGCCCUCAAAGCGUGGGAAAUUACAGUUCGCGAGAAAUUCUAUCGAGUUGUUUUAGAGAAAGACACCCUCAACGUGUACCUGAAUGGUCGUUUGCGCGAAGAAGUUGGUGAAUUCGUUGAUGGUGGUGCUGAUACAACAUUUCAAGCCGAUGGGAACACCUUCAUCCUCCACAGUCGCAGUAGUGGCAACAAACGCACCGGAAUCGUUCACAGCGUCACUGUAAAUGGUGCCCCCGUGCCCGAAGUGGAAAUCAAGUGAAGAUGGAACUCCUUCCCAACACAUCCGGCUCGUUGCGAAGGGUUAACCCCAACCCCUAUCACACGUAGUCGAGACACACUGCUCCCAAAGCAAGCAGUGGAGACACCGUGUGCGCGCGCUUUCGAAUAAAAGAAGAAAAGAAAUUUUCUUUUUGAUUUUUUCUCAAUGUUUUUUUCAUUGUUGUUUAAUUCUCAUGCUAUUUGUUUUUGUUUUCUUCUUCAUCAAUAUUGUAUUUUAUCAUUUUAAUAUUUUUUCUCAUUUUUUUUCUUGCAAUACAAACCAUUUGAUUAAUCAUCGAUAAAUUUAUAUUAUUUUCUAUUUUUUUUUAAAAAAGGAGAAAUAUUUAUAUAUUCUUUAAAAGGGAAAAAAAACUUUAAUAUAAAUUUGAUAAAAUAGAAAAUUGUGAAUAAAGAUCUCAACUUUUUAUUAGGUUAAUGUCUAAAAUAAAAAUCCUUUGAUUUUCUUUUCAUUAAAUGUGAAUUUAAAAAUUGAAAAAGAGAAAAAGGAUUUUCAUAAAUUGGGAAAUAUAUAAUAUUAGUUUUUUUUCUUAGAAAUUUUAGAGGAGUUUUUCUUUUGCAUUUUUCAACUGUAAAUAAUGUUUUACUUUUUUUUUCAUCUCCAAAAGGAUGGAGUUUUUAAUAAAUUCAUAACAUUUUGUUUUUUCACUAAUAUAUCUCUUCGUCUUUUUUUCUGUUUUGUUAAUAAGUGGAAAGUUUUUUUUUCAUCUCUUCUCAUUUCAAUAAUAUAUAAGAGGCUAUUUUUUAUAUUGUUUUUUCUUCAAAAAUUUUUUCAAUAGAAGAAAGAAAAUACUGUGAAUAUUUUUCAAUUUGUGGUUGUUAAUUGUUUUUUUUUCUUUUCAUCUCAAUAUUUAAAACAUUAUAGAAAUUCACUUUUUUUCUAAUAUAUAUUUUUUAUAUUACAUUAUUUAACACCCUUUCACAAUUUGCAAAAUUCAAAAAAUAUGACGUUGAAAAGGUUAAAGAAAAAACUUUGUAAAAGAAAAACAAUUCAAACACAAAAAAUGGGAAUACUUUUAAUACUUUUUUUUUGUCUUUUUUAUGUAAAUAUUUUUGAGAUAAUAAAAAUAUUUCUAAUUGAAAAAAAA
This is a messenger RNA of Lutzomyia longipalpis, 2557 nucleotides long. Its product is annotated as fas apoptotic inhibitory molecule 1. The coding region runs from base 823 to 1452 and encodes 209 amino acids. The transcript has 3 exons. Gene Ontology annotation, biological process: canonical NF-kappaB signal transduction; positive regulation of neurogenesis; negative regulation of extrinsic apoptotic signaling pathway via death domain receptors. Lineage: Eukaryota; Metazoa; Arthropoda; Insecta; Diptera; Psychodidae. The record is from RefSeq and is a predicted model, not a curated record.